CCUUGUGUCAGGUCAAGCUGAAGACCAGGGGCCACAAGUAAGUCUGUUCUCUGCUCUCUGUGUCCCCUGAUCCAGGCCUGGGUGCCCUGACCGCUGCCCAUGUCCCUGGGCAGUCCCUGACCCUCUGUGACUUAGCGGUAGCCCCAUCAGUCUGCAGACAGAUUCAGAAAGGCAGCUUCGGGCUGUGUGGCUAUGUGCGCUCCCGCUCCGACAGGCUGUGGGGCUCAGUUAAUUCUGCACAGACAGCUUGAGACGUCACGAACCAGAGGAGGAAGUGAGGAGUUUCACUGAAACAGAAUAGCUCCCAGAUUUCCAGGCAGGACCGUCGGGGAUGGCCACGGGUACCCUCAACCCUAAGCUGCCUACAGGCAGGCAGAGUGUGGGAGUGGCUUGGUCCUGGUGACCACCUGUCAGGCAGAUCCGUAAGUUUAACACGACCAGCUGGAGCUCAGGCUCUAACUAGCUGCUCAGCAGCUGCGCAGUGAAAGAAGUGGACUUCAAGGGAAGACCAGUUCCUUGCAUUUAAAUUCCUCAGAGCUCAGGAACUUCCUAGGGAGGAGCUAGGUUCCCUGUCACCAGCGCUGGUCCUGGUCCCGCCUCACUGUAAUUUCCAGCCCAGUGGCUCCGCAGCCGCGCUGCCCGCCUUCCGCAGGCUGAUGAGCCUGGCAGCCCGGGCUCAGGCUGCUGCCUGCGUGACCUUAAGCCCGCACGAGAACCGUCACUGUAGUUCGGAUAGUUGGGCUGGCUUUCCCCACCAAAGACCAUUUCUGCCUAUGAGGAUUAAACUUGAUUUCUAGAAACCCAAUAAAACUAGGAUUUCCCAAAACCAACUGAAGCUAACAGGUUUCUCACCACCACCUCAGCCCCGGCCCUGCCCUCCACCCUUGGCCAUCGCCCUGGGCGUCCUGUCCUGUCUCCUGGCCUGAGAUACGCUUUGUCUCACCCUCACCUCACCUGGCACUGUCCCCAGCACACCCGGGAAAGUCCUGUCAUUUCCAGCGAGGGCUGUGCAGCCCCGUCUGCCUGCCCAACGCCCUUCAGCCUCACCUCUGAGUCAGUGAGGGGCUGAGGGACAGCUUCCCCGAAGCACUGGGUCUUGUGGUGGUGUUCUGUGUCAUGUUGGGUACUGGGGCUGGAACUUUUGGCCUUCACCGAGGGCUGUCACUAACCUCAGCCCUGGAAGAGUCACUGAAUUCCUCUGGCUGGGCUCAAUCUUUCAGUCCUCAACCUCCCAGAAUGCUGGGCUAGGUGUGCGCUGCCACACUCAGCUGGGUUUUUUGUUUUUUUGUUUUUUUGAGACAAAGUCUUGUUAUGUAGUUCCAGCUGACCUUUAACUGAAUAUGUAGCCCAGGCAAUCCCCCUGCCUCAGCCUCUCCAGUACCAAGACUCUAGGCAUGCACCACCAUGUCCAGCUUAGAAUAUUUUCUCUUUACCUGCAAGUGACACAUGCUGAAGACCACAUGAAAUAAGAAAAGACAGUCCCUAAAGCCUUCCUAACCUAACCACAAACACCCUGCAUAGGGUUCUCUGCGGUGUAGCCGCUAGCAUUUCUUCCCUGGCUGGCCUGGCUGUGUGCCCCAUGGUGACUUGGCCCCAGCCCAAGACUGCUGAGAGAGUGACUUCCCUACUUCCUCAGAGACUUUGGUGGUACCUGGAGAUGUUUAAGGUUCUCCUGCAUGGUGGGGGCACUGGCAGGGAUGCCACCUGGCACCUGUAGUGCAUAGGGCAGCCCCUCCUAGGGUGAGCUCCUCCAAGAGCAGCACUGCUGGGAACACUGGCCUGGAACCAGUUGCCGCCUAAACGCUGGCUCUGCCACCCUAGCUGGGACUCACCUGGGCUUCAGCGUUGCCCCUCUGAACAGGAUGACAAAGCUCAGUAAAAUCAUGUUACCAGUAAUGCAGCAGGGACCAGGCCCUGUGUGCUGGAGUCCACCUUGGCCAUGCUGCCCUGGAACCUGCUCCUUCCCUCUGCUCUUCAGAGCUCAACAGCACAGGGAGCCAGACCAAGUGGCCACUCACCCACCCUGGCGACAUUGAAGCUGCCCUAGCGAGCCUCAAGAGCCCACAAUACCAGGCAUGGUGGUGCACAUCCCAGCCAGGGACCUAGUAAGGACCCAGGGCAAGUCCUCACCCCAGAGCCUUGGAGUCCUCCUCCCCACUGUGCCUCCUCCAUCAAAUGUGGCCCUGUGAGUGGUGGUCAUAGUGAUCGAAAAGCCCUGAGCACAGGGCAGCCAAGCAGCAACAGGAGGCCGGAAUGCUCCCUGCGCCCCACUCCCCAGGAGCUAUUUGCAGUCUUUGGCUCUUUCCCUCAGCACUCAGUCUGAGGCUCAGUCCAGCUUCCUGGUUUUGCUCUUUUUUGGCCACCCCCUCCCCCCAUGUCUAGAUGGUACCUCUGACUCAUCCCUGUGCACCCCACUCCUCCUCAAACCACAUCCCCUUUGAUGCACUGUGGAGUUUCCCAGUUUGCUUUUUCUGGGCAUUGCCCCCCACCCAAUGGGAAGAAGACAGCUCCAGAGAACCCUCUGUACCCCCAGAAGCACCCCCAUUGCUUCUCCACCCACACUGGCUUCUGGGCUAAACUGAGACCUCUGAUGCCAGAUCUGGCUCUAGUGUGAGGUUCCUUGGAGAUGUCAUCGGGCUCUUUUCUCUGAUUCCACCCCACCCCUGCCCUGCCCUGCCCUGCGCUGAGCCCACUGCACUACCGACCCAGAACUUGCCUAUAGACCUUACCCAACUUCACUCCAUCCUCCCUCUCCACCCUGGCCCCAACUCCUGAAGUGGACAGGAGCCACCAUGAGGGGCUGGUUGGGUAGCCCACAGUCCCUGGCUGGCAAGUGCCAGGCCAGAGGCCUAACCCACACCACAGCCGGCUGCCCACCACAUGGAGCAGAGAUGAGGGCUUUGAAGGGCUGAGGAGCCACUGACACAGGAGGCCUCAGCACCCCAGCCCCAAGAGUCCAGGAGGUGGGGGGGGUACAGGGUAGGCAGGAACAGACUUCAUGGCAGGGAUGGGACAGGCCCACAGGCAGUCCCCACCCUAAGUAUUUGAGAUUUAUUUCUGGCUUCCCAACCACUCUAAAACUAUUUGGGGUAAGAGGAAGAAAAUAGAAAAAGUUACUUCCUCGUGACCCCUUUUAUAUCUGCCCCCACCCAGCCUGCUGUGGCCUCUGAGCAUCUGACCUCGAGGCUCCAGGAAAGCACUUCAGCCGCCCCCAUGCCCAGUUUAUAGGGGGAGAGGAGGGCGGGGCCCCCAUUUAAGGAGAGGGAAGGGCUGCAGAGGGACAGAAGCGUGCAGGAGGUGGAAGGAGAGCUACACGGAGGCUGGCAGUGGGACGGAGCUGGGGACCUGCAGAGCCCAGGCCUGACUGACAGGCAGGAAGAAGAGGGGACAGUGAGACAGGAGGUGGUGAGAAGUGGCAGAGAUUCCGUGCCCCUCCUGAGUCAUGGCCCAGCUGGCACUGUGCCUGCUCGUCUUGGUCUCCAUCCUCUGCAGCCUGGUGGCCUCGCUGGCCUGGAAUGCGGCCUUGGGCCAGGACCCCUUCAAAAAAUGUAUGCAUGAUCAAGACUACGAGCAGCUGCUCAAGGUGGUGACCCUGGGCCUCAACCGCACCUUGCAGCCCCAAAAAGUGAUUGUGGUGGGUGCUGGUGUGGCUGGGCUCGUGGCUGCCAAGGUGCUCAAUGACGCUGGACACAAGGUCACCAUCCUGGAGGCAGAUAACAGGAUUGGGGGCCGCAUCCUCACCUUCCGGGACCCCAAGACUGGCUGGUCUGGGGAGCUGGGGGCCAUGCGUAUGCCCAGCUCACACAGGAUCCUGCACGCGCUCUGCAAGAGCCUGGGACUCAACCUGACAAAAUUCACCCAGUAUGACGAGAACACGUGGACAGAAGUGAACGGUGUGAAGCUGCGGAACCACGUGGUAAAGAAGACACCUGAAAAGCUGGGCUACAAACUGCGCCCCAAGGAGAGGGGCCACUCCCCAGAAGACAUCUACCAGAUGGCUCUCAACAGGGCCCUGAAAGAUGUCAAGGCCCUGGGCUGCAAAAAGGCGAUGCGGAAAUUUGAAAGGCACACACUCCUGGAAUACCUGCUUGGAGAAGGCAACCUCAGCCGGCCAGCCGUGCAGCUGCUGGGAGACGUGAUGGCCAAGGACGGCUUCUUCUAUCUCAGCUUCCAGGAGGCCCUGCGUGCUCACAGCUGCCUCAGCGACCGGCUCCGGUAUAGCCGCAUCGUGGGAGGCUGGGACCUGCUGCCCCGUGCCUUGCUUAGCUCGCUGUCCGGGCCCCUGGUGCUGGACGCUCAAGUGGUGGCACUGACCCAGGGCACCAAGGACGUGCGCGUGCACAUCGCUUCCUCCCACCGGUCGCAAAGCCUGAAGUCGCUGACCGCGGACAUGGUGCUGCUUACGGCCAGCGGGCCCGCGCUGCAGCGCAUGACCUUCUCACCGCCGCUGACGCGCAAACGACAGGAGGCGUUGCGCAGCCUGCACUAUGUGCCGGCCACCAAAGUGUUCCUGAGCUUCCGCCGGCCCUUCUGGCACGAUGAGCACAUCGAGGGCGGCCACUCAAACACCGACCGCCUGGCGCGCACCAUCUUCUACCCGCCACCAGGCGAGGGUGCGCUGCUGCUGGCCUCCUACACGUGGUCGGACGCCGCCACCCCCUUCGCGGGUCUGAGCACCGAGGACGCGCUGCGCCUGGCGCUCGACGACGUGGCGGCGCUGCAUGGGCAGUUCGUGUAUCGGUUGUGGGACAAGACUGGCGUGAUCAAGCGCUGGGCUGAGGACCCGUACAGCCAGGGUGGCUUCGUGGUGCAGCCUCCUGUGCUCAGGGAGACGGAGGACUCCGAGAAGCCCUACAACUGGGCGGCACCUUAUGGCCGCAUCUUCUUUGCCGGCGAGCACACGGCCUACCCGCACGGCUGGGUGGAGACGGCCGUCAAGUCCGCGCUGAGGGCUGCCCUGCAGAUCAACAGCGACCAGGGGCAGGCAACCCUGGAGGCCGCCCUGGCAGAGCUGCGUGCCGCAGCCCCCGCCCCCGCCCGCUGGGAGAUCCUGCAUUAAAGUAUUUUCAGGAAAA
Cavia porcellus (domestic guinea pig) is the source of this 5075-nucleotide messenger RNA. It is a transcript of the gene Il4i1, whose product is annotated as interleukin 4 induced 1. Gene Ontology annotation, molecular function: L-amino-acid oxidase activity. Gene Ontology annotation, biological process: amino acid catabolic process. Bases 3443 to 5059 code for a protein of 538 amino acids. The record is from RefSeq and is a predicted model, not a curated record. The transcript is spliced from 8 exons. Lineage: Eukaryota; Metazoa; Chordata; Mammalia; Rodentia; Caviidae.